Molecule: messenger RNA, 963 nt
Organism: Galendromus occidentalis (western predatory mite)
Lineage: Eukaryota; Metazoa; Arthropoda; Arachnida; Mesostigmata; Phytoseiidae
Exons: 3
Coding region: 1-963 (320 amino acids)
Source: RefSeq, a predicted model, not a curated record
AUGAACAACCGUCAGAGACUGAUUCCAAUGAUCAAGACAGUUGUACUGUGCGGCCGGCAGAAUAUAGCUUUGCGGUGCCUCAGAGAUAAUGGGCUACUCUCCGACUAUUCCCUCGGAGGCCCGAAAGAAGGAAAUUUCCGAGCGUUGCUGAGUUACAGGCUUGAUGCCGAUGACAGCCCUUUCGAAGAGCAUCUCGCUAGUCCGAAGCGAAACGCAAACUACAUCAGCGGCAAGUUCCAGAAUAAAAUCAUCCGAGCCAUAGGGAGGUUAAUCCGGAAGAAGAUCGUGAAUGAAGUCAAGGAGGCCAAAUUCUUCUCCAUCCUCGCAAGAGACAUCUCGUUCUGUGAUGUCACCGACAAAACAGGCGCUGGCCUCGCGCGCGCCAUCCUAGAUAAUCUCAAGGAAGAGGAACUGGACGUCAGGGAUAUCCGCGGCCAAGGCUAUGAUGGUGAUAGCGGUACUGGUGCGUACACACUACUGAACACCGUGUGCAAUUUCGACUUCUUGAUCUCACUCUACUUUAUCCAGAGUUUCGCUUCGCUCCUACUAUCAUUGCCGGUUGAUCUACAGAAGAAGGAACUAGAUAUUUUCGGUGCGCUGGGUAUUGUUGACACAGUUCUCUCAGUUCCGAAGGAGAGGAGAGGAGAAGCAGGCCCAGUUUUCACCGAAGUUUUCGGUGAAGCGACGUUUCCCGACAGUAUCGACAUCGAAAUCGAAAUGCCCCGGGUGUGCCAUCGGCAAGCUCAUAGAGGGAAUCAUUCCGUAUAUCCUCCUGAGGAAUACUUCCGAACUUCCGCCUACAUUCCAUAUAUCGACGCUCUGAUCACAGAAUUCACCUCCCUCUUCGAAGACACCCGGAAAAAUGCUGCGGAGCUUCCGUUUCUGAUACCCAAAUUCACCGUGGAGAGCUCGUACGGAGAUAUGCGUGAAAUCUUCAACUUCUACGAAUCGGAUCUGAACUGA